This is a messenger RNA of Angiostrongylus costaricensis, 1140 nucleotides long. The record is from the annotation of a GenBank genome assembly. NCBI's taxonomy places the organism in Eukaryota, Metazoa, Nematoda, Chromadorea, Rhabditida, Metastrongylidae.
AUGGACUAUCCUACAAAAUGUCAUCUGAUUAAACUGGUCGAAGAAGAGGAAUCGAUUUGGAAUACCGGUAUUGAAGACUAUGCCCGUCUAGAUAAGAAGAACGAAAGUUGGAAUAGAAUCUACAAAGAAAUGACCGAGAACUAUAAUUUCAGUGGGAGCAUGCUCGAGCUGAAAACAACAUGGAAAAAUCUCAGAGAUCAGUGGCGAAAGAAUUCACUCAAUAAGGCACCAGGUAGUUGUAAGUCGUGGACGUUCGAGAAGCAUCUUCUUUUUCUGGCCACCGCACAAAAUGAAGCGAACAGGAAAGAGUCCGCAGUGAGGCGAUGGCUUGCUACAGUGUUCGGGGACACAGUGCCAGCGACGUCGAAAAACGUAGCAAAUAACAAAUCUGCUUUACGUAUGGAUGUUACGAUGAAAAAGGAGUUCAUUGCACUUAUCAAACAAGAGGAACUUCUAUGGAAUUCGGAAUGCAAGGACUACUACCGAUUGGACAAAAAGAACCUUAGCUGGUCUAGGAUUUUGACCAAAUUGGAGAAAAAGGGUUUCCGCGGUGGAUUACUGGAACUGAAGGCAGCAUGGAAGGUUUUGCGCGAUACAAAGCGAAGAACGUCUAUGCAACCAAACGCCUCAGGAAAAACAUGGAUUUAUGAAAAGGAUCUAGAGUUUCUGAAUGAUGCUUCAAAGAGCGAAUCUGUCCAGUUUUCACCACAUGUUGAGAAUGACUCUAAACUUCAUAGCUUGGUCGAUAGUCCGCGAAGUUCUGUCACCGCUGAUGAUAUGAUCGAGGAAGCAACGAGCAUUGCCGCAUCCGAUGAAGGGAAUGAGGGUUAUUUCGUUCCAGUAUCUGAAGCACAGGAGAGCGGAACUGCAUUAAAUGAUGCAGAGUCAUCACGAAAAAGAAGUUACGGUGGUGGUUUAGCCGCGAAACGUCGAAAAAUGGAAUGCUUUCAUGAAGGCCUCGAUAUGAUUCGAGAAAUUACGGUUGCCUUGAGAGAGAGGUUAUCAUCUGUAAGAAUGGAUAAGUUUGAUAGAUACGGCGCCUUUAUUGCAUCCUCCUUGAGAGAAAUGUCUGAGCCUGUGGCGAAGCGAAAAAUGGCUGAGCUCAUGGACUGUCUCCUGAAUCAAGGAAAUCGGACAUAG